Molecule: messenger RNA, 1116 nt
Organism: Serendipita indica DSM 11827
Lineage: Eukaryota; Fungi; Basidiomycota; Agaricomycetes; Sebacinales; Serendipitaceae
Source: the annotation of a GenBank genome assembly
AUGUCGCCCCUUUCAUCAACGCUCAUUCAUGAAUACGGCUCGACGGUCGACAUGAACCUUCAGGAAAAUCGUACUCUCGUAGUUGCAGCUAGCAUUUCCCAUAACAUUUUAUUUUCCGUAGAUGGACUGCGCAACUAUUUCUCCCAGUUUGGCAGAGUCGAGGCUUGCACCAUUAUGCGCGAUCCAGCUGGUCGCUCCCGUGGGUUUGCCUUUUUGACCUUUGAAGAUCCCGCGGCGGUAAACAAGGUCAUGGUUCAAGAGCAUUAUCUUGAUGGAAAGAUUAUUGAUCCCAAGCGCGCCAUUCCUCGCACGGAGCACCAACGAACGGUCAAAAUGUUCGUUGGGGGACUUGCGCCUUCGGUCACGAAUGAAGGGCUCAAAGAGUAUUUCGGGCAGUUUGGCAAGGUCAUUGAUGCCACCGUCAUGGUCGAUCGCGACUCUAGCCGAAGCAAAGGCUUUGGGUUUGUCACAUUUGAUGACCAGUCUGGCGCAGAGAGACUAUUUGGUAUGCCAGGUCUGGCAAUUGACGGCAAGACGAUCGAAGUCAAGAUGGCUCAACCCCGUGCUGGCUUGAAUUCGGACCGCAGCCAGAACCGAGGAGGAUACAGCAAUACCAAUUAUGGUGCCGGCAAUAUGGGCGGUACUGGAGGAGGUGGUACGCCGUUCGAUCCUCAAGCACUCGCGACUCUCUACCAGCGCAUGGCUCAGCUAGCGGGUGGUGGGCAAGGCGGAAUGGGAUGGGGAGGAAUGGGCAUGAGCGGCGGAAUGGGUAUGAACCCUGGCAUGGGUAUGGGAAUGAACAUGGGAAUGGGCAUGAUGAAUAACCCUAUGAUGGGUGGUGGUGGGAUGAACAUGCCUGCCGGAACCUCCGCCUCUGGAAUGGGAGGUGGAAUGCGGGGAAGUGGAGGGAUGAACGAUGGCCCUCAAGGCGGCAUGCGAGGCGGUAACAUUCCUCGCGGCCCAGCUGCGAUGCGUGGUGGUGGCCCUGGUAAUAUCCAAGGAGGCGCUCAAGGUGGAAGCGGCAUGGCAGGCGUCCCAACUGGACCCAGUGGAGGACUUGGACCUGCGCGCAUGGGACGAGGUCACCAGCACAACUAUCACCCCUAUAGCCGCUGA